Papaver somniferum (opium poppy) is the source of this 2504-nucleotide messenger RNA. RefSeq names its product rop guanine nucleotide exchange factor 3-like. The transcript is spliced from 8 exons. The coding region runs from base 428 to 1882 and encodes 484 amino acids. The record is from RefSeq and is a predicted model, not a curated record. Gene Ontology annotation, molecular function: guanyl-nucleotide exchange factor activity. Lineage: Eukaryota; Viridiplantae; Streptophyta; Magnoliopsida; Ranunculales; Papaveraceae.
UUCCUUUUUUAAUUCAUAGAAAAAUAUUGAGUAUCAUUGGUGAACGUGGUAAGAAGAAGAAGAAGAUUAUAAAGGUAAGCAACUACUUCCAGUCCAGACUUUCUCCAACCACAACAAUCAAUUCUCAACAGCAGCCCAAAACUCCCAUUCCCACCACAUUUUCUUAGUUUACCAUCAAAACUUAAAGACUAAUCCAAGAUUGAAACUUAGUUGAUGAUGAAAUGAGGUUGCUCAAUGAACCCUGUUUUGAACAAAAAGAGAGGAAUAAGUGAAAAGGAAAAAGGAGAGGGAAACCAAUUCGAACCAUACAUUUCAUUUUCUUUCACCAUUUGAAAACUCUCAAAAGUGAGAAGAAAGCAAAAGAGAAAACGGGACCAUAUCCACAACUUUAACAACGGAUUCGUUUAAGAUAGCCUUGGUAAGAAAGAUGGCAAGUUCGGCAUCGUAUGAGAAUUUUGAGUUUUAUCAUGCAUCGCCUUCUUCGGCAUCGACGCCGUCAGCUACGGAUACGAGUGGGUUUUCUGUUCGGAGUGACCAAGAUUCGUUUGCGUACUGUCGGACGAACUCUGAAAUGUCGUCCGUGUUUACGGAGGAGAGUGUGUAUCAUGAUCCAUCGUCUCCUUUGGCGAAAUCAGGUGGUAAAGGGCUGCCCUUGUGCCAGGCGUCACCCACGAGAUUAGGAAUGAAACAGUAUUAUAGCCAUGUCGGAGAUGAACCUGAUGCUGAACCAGAAAUAGAUGAUAUUGAUCUUGUUGCAGAAUUAGACAUGAUGAGGGAGAAGUAUUCAAAGCUAUUGCUGGGUGAAGACAUGUCAGGAGGCGGAAAGGGUGUCUGCUCCGCGGUCGCCCUUUCGAAUUCCAUAACGAAUCUCUACGCAACUGUUUUUGGCCAGACUUUGAGGUUAGCACCUCUACCAGCUGAGAAGAAGUCGAUGUGGAAACGAGAAAUGGACUGGCUUCUAUCUGUUUGUGAUUACAUUGUAGAGUUUGUCCCUGCUACUGAGACCUUUAAAGACGGAACACCUUUAGAGGUGAUGACAAGCAGACUUAGAUCAGACAUUUACAUGAGCCUUCCUGCACUAAAAAAGCUUGACAACAUGCUACUUCAGGAUAUAUUGGACAGUUUCAGGGAUACAGAGUUUUGGUAUGCAGAGCAAGGAAGCAUGUCAAAAGAUGCAAAUACUAAAUCAGGGUCAUUCAGGAAAAUUGUAAGUCUAAGGACGGAGGAAAAAUGGUGGUUACCAGUACCCUGCGUUCCUGCUGGUGGGAUCUCUGAGAAAGCAAGAAAACAUUUGCAACAAAAACGUGACAACGCGAAUCAAAUUCACAAAGCGGCCAUGGCCAUAAACAAUUCUAUUCUCGGUGAAAUGGAAGUUCCAGAGGCAUAUAUGUCAAGUCUUCCGAAGAGUGGCAAAGCAUGUCUGGGUGAUUCAAUUUACCGUCACAUAACUGGUGCAGAUAAAUUUGUCCCCGAGUACCUACUUGAUAACUUGAACAUAGGUUCUGAGCACGAGGCACUUGAACUUGCAGACAAGGUUGAGGCUUCAAUAUACAUAUGGAAGCGCAAGGUAUGCAUAAGCAGCAUGCCUAAUUCGAAAUCCACAUGGAACCUCAAAGAUCUAGUGAAUGAUAAAGAGGGCGACAAGAAUCAUAUCCUAGCGGGUAGAGCUGAGAGUUUAUUAUUGUGCCUGAAGCAGAGAUACCCUGGACUAUCACAAACAACCUUGGAUACAACAAAGAUUCAAGAUAACAAGGAUGUUGGGCAAGGAAUUCUAGAGAGCUACUCAAGGGUUUUGGAAGGUCUAGCAUUCAACGUUGUUUCUUGGGUAGACGAUGUUCUAUACGUCGAUGAUCAGCAAAAAAACAAAGUCCUUAGUAUUUAGAGAGAAGUUGAAAUCCAACUUCCCAUCUAGAGCCAAUAUUUUUUCUUUGCGGCAUUCCCUGAACAGUUUAACAUAGUAGUAAUUCAGAAGAGAGCUACCUGAGUAUGUUAGAAACCGGGAUGGUAUGUGAAAAUACUGAAAUUGAUUGUAUUUGUGAGUUGUCAGAUCGACAGCAUUUCGGGGAAACCCCAUUAAUCCUAUGAUUGUACAUUAACAAGUAACUGUAUGACAGACACAAAAUGUGAACCCCUACCGUUCAUUCGAGUUUCUACAUCUAGUUAACAAUACAAGCAAGAUUAUGUUCAUUCGUUCACAGUAUACAGUUUGGUGCAACAAUUAUAUAUACGAAACUUGUCUUUCUUUCAACUAUCAAACCUUAAUCAAAAGGGGCCAUUUCAAUUCAUUGUGAAACAACACAAUUCCCCGAAAAAGGGUUAUUUUCGAUAGGAUGCAUUACACUACCGAAGGAAUCCAAAUUAAGCGCAAAACUAUGAUAAUAACAUCCCUAAUAAACAAGACAAACAAUUUGGUUAUAAUUGUAAGAAAAAUGUUCACCAUUGUUAUCAUGUUCCUCCAGUCCAGUGGUCGUUGAGCAGCUUCAUUGAGAAUGUGGUGCAGAAUC